This is a messenger RNA of Thamnophis sirtalis, 2011 nucleotides long. The record is from RefSeq and is a predicted model, not a curated record. Lineage: Eukaryota; Metazoa; Chordata; Lepidosauria; Squamata; Natricidae.
AUGUUCUUAGGCCGCAUACCUCCCGUUCUAGAUACGUUUUGCCUCACUUACUUCACAGGAGGAUGGGUUAGAAGGAUAUACAACCUGCAAGUCAUAAAGAGCCAAUUGGAAGACGAUGCCUUCUAUGAAUGCCAGGUUGGGCCCACAGAAAAAAGCACUGGCAUAAUUUCCCAUAGAGUGCAACUGACAGUGCUUGGUAAGUAUAGCUGGAGUCACGCUGCCUUAGGAAGAUCUCUGGAACUCAACUUUGAUUAUAGCAGUGCUGCCAAACUGGAUUUCUUCGAGAGCCGGAUCAGCAUUGUAGUUCUCCUUUGUGGGCCAGUGGAGGCAGUGAGCAUUUAUUUCAAGGACCUGAUGCAUGAUUUCCAUGUGGGAUACAGCGACACAGCUUGGAUCUCAUCCAUCAUGCUGGCCAUGUUGUAUGGAACAGGAGUGGGAAUGGAUCAGACUCAGGAGAAAUUGCUUGUCCCCCUUCUCCUACAGAGUGGAAAGAUUGGAGAGAAAGGUAUAAGAGAGCAGCUAAGAAAAUUAGAUGAAGAUAGUUUGACAAAACAGCCUGAAGAAGUGUUUGAUGUGUUGGAAAAACUUGGAGAAGGAUCCUAUGGCAGCGUAUUCAAAGCUAUCCAUAAAGAAACUGGCCAAGUUGUUGCAAUUAAGCAAGUUCCUGUUGAAUCUGAUUUGCAGGAGAUUAUUAAGGAGAUAUCAAUAAUGCAACAAUGUGAUAGUCCUCAUGUAGUCAAAUAUUAUGGCAGCUAUUUUAAGAACACGGACCUCUGGAUAGUAAUGGAAUAUUGCGGUGCCGGAUCUGUGUCUGAUAUAAUUCGACUACGAAAUAAAACGCUGAUGGAAGAUGAAAUUUCUACAAUAAUACAAUCAACUCUGAAAGGAUUGGAAUACCUACAUUUCAUGAGGAAAAUACACCGUGACAUCAAAGCUGGCAACAUAUUACUUAAUACAGAAGGACAUGCUAAACUUGCAGAUUUUGGGGUAGCCGGCCAGCUUACUGAUACUAUGGCAAAAAGAAAUACUGUGAUAGGAACUCCAUUCUGGAUGGCACCUGAAGUGAUCCAAGAAAUUGGAUACAAUUGUCUGGCAGACAUCUGGUCUCUGGGUAUCACUGCCAUUGAAAUGGCUGAAGGAAAACCUCCAUAUGCUGAUAUUCAUCCAAUGAGGGCAAUUUUCAUGAUUCCAACAAAUCCACCACCAACAUUUCGAAAGCCAGAGCUAUGGUCAGACGAAUUUACAGAUUUUGUAAAACAAUGUCUUGUGAAGUGUCCAGAACAAAGAGCCACUGCUACGCAAUUGCUUCAGCACCCAUUUGUAAAAAAUGCCAAAGGAGUUUUCAUCUUGCGAGAUAUGAUUAAUGAGGCAAUGGAUAUUAAACUAAAAAUGCAGCAGGCUCAACAGCGUGACAUGUUUCAUGAUGAUGAAGAAAAUUCAGAAGAAGAUGAAAUUGAUUCUAGGACCAUGGUUCGAGCAAGGGGACAAGAAAUGGGUACAAUCAGAGCUGCUUGUGGAAUGAGUGAAGGUGCCAAUACCAUGAUAGAAUACAAUGACACUUUAGCAUCACAAUUAGGAACAAUGGUCAUAAAUGCGGAAGAUGAGGAAGAUGAGGGGACCAUGAAAAGGAGAGAUGAAACCAUGCAGGCUGUCAGACCAUCUUUCCUUGACUAUUUUGAGCAAAAGGAGAAAGAGAAUUGGCAAAACAACUAUGGGAGGCAGGCACCUGAAAGAUGUUCCUCAGAUUGGAGAGUUCCUUUGGAUGGUAAUUAUGAAUUGUUGAGGAACUGGACAGUUGAUGAACUUCAAAGACGACUUGGGACACUCGAUCCCAUGAUGGAGCAGGAGAUAGAAGAGGUUCGCCAAAGAUAUCAAUCAAAGCGGCAACCAAUUCUAGAUGCCAUUGAAGCAAAGAAAAGACGCCAGCAGAACUUCUGAGGAAAACCUGGCAGUAGAAUAGAUGUCCAUCAUUCCUUACAAUAAACUGUUCUACAAUAAACUGUUCUAUGAC